This is a messenger RNA of Myotis davidii, 1175 nucleotides long. It is a transcript of the gene PEX11G, whose product is annotated as peroxisomal biogenesis factor 11 gamma. Gene Ontology annotation, cellular component: peroxisomal membrane. Gene Ontology annotation, biological process: peroxisome fission. The transcript is spliced from 4 exons. The record is from RefSeq and is a predicted model, not a curated record. NCBI's taxonomy places the organism in Eukaryota, Metazoa, Chordata, Mammalia, Chiroptera, Vespertilionidae. Bases 227 to 742 code for a protein of 171 amino acids.
CCUGCCUGCUCACCCGCAGGCCCCCCGCCAGGUGCCCCGCCCAGGAGCAGAGCCCGCUGACUGUCUGCUCCCCCAGAUCCGGACCCUGGCGUACUGCUCCCAGCUGGUCGGCGGGGUGUUGGUGGAACAAGGCCCGGCCAGGGCAGACGUGGGGGCGCGCCUGCUGGCAGUGUCCUCCCAGCUCAGCCGCUGCAGGACCAUCCUUCGCCUCUUCGAUGACUUGGCCAUGUUUGUGUACACGAAGCACUAUGGCCUGGGGACAGAGGAGGAGGACAUCUUGGUCCGCUGUGUGUCUGUCCUGGGCAACCUGGCCGACCAGCUGUACUACCCCUGCGAGCACAUCGCCUGGGCUGCUGAUGCCAAGAUCCUCCACGUGGACGCCGCCCGGUGGUGGGUGCUGAGCACGGCCUUCUGGGGGCUCUCGCUGCUCCUGGGGGUUGUCAGGUCCCUGUGGGUGGUCCUGAAGCUGAGACAGCAGCUGAGGAGCCCUGCCGCGGCCGUCACCAGCCAGCGGCCCUGGAGCACGCAGGGGGCCGUGGAGGCCCGGAUCCAGUCGGAGCUCCUGACUCUCCUGAGCAACCUGGCCGACCUGGCCAACGCCGUGCACUGGCUGCCCCCGGGUUUCCUGUGGGCAGGCCGCUUCCCUCCGUGGCUGGUGGGCCUCCUGGGCACCAUCUCCUCCCUCCUCAGCGUGUUCCAGGCAGCCCGGGCCAGCGGCGGGGCGGACAAGGCCGCCUCCUGACCGGCCGGAGGCGCACGGACACUGCCGGAACCCGCUGAGGGCCUUCCACGGACAGAAACCACCGGGCAGGCGGCUGGGUCUUCUGAGCAAACCAAGGCCAGAUGCGGGGAGCUGCCACCCAGAGAACACAGGGCGUGACCUGGGGCACGAGCUCAGUGAGGCAGGGUGUGGUGGGCUGAGGUCCCCGGGUGCUGGGGGUCUGGGCCCUUCCGCCCAGGGCUCCCCCCCACACACUUGGAGGAGGUGUCUCUCAGGGCCAGAGCAGAGGACUCGGGACUCCCGUGUAGACGAAAAGGCCACAGCGGCCUAAGCAGAGCCUCACUCCCGUCCCUGGCAUCCUGUACCCAGGUGGGCAGGCCAGGAUGGCACGCGCCAAACGGGCCUUCGGAAAGCUGACAUGAGAAUCAAUUAAAACUGUGGUGCUGCUGCGAGG